Molecule: messenger RNA, 1206 nt
Organism: Cotesia congregata
Lineage: Eukaryota; Metazoa; Arthropoda; Insecta; Hymenoptera; Braconidae
Source: the annotation of a GenBank genome assembly
AUGGCGGAAUUUGACGCGAAAAUAAAUAUGUCUCUUGAUGAAAUCAUAAAACUGGACCGCAGGGAAAAAAAGAAAAAUGUCAAUGGAAAACCAGCUAUCAAGAGGAACUUGAGAAGAAAUAAUACAAGAGCUACAGGACGUCCACGUAAUGCUGCCGGUGUUGGAACUAAAACUUUUAACGCCAAUUUUAAAAAGAACUUUAAUAAAAAUGGAGUUACUCCUAACGCGAAAAAACGCAACCAGAGUCAGGCUUGGCGGCUACAGAGAGGCCGAAAUGCUAAUCAGCCCAACAGUGGGUUUAUUACUAAGAGAUACAAGCAGCAGCAGCAGCAGAAUGGAGUUGUUAAGAGAGCCAAGCCUGGAUUUGUGCUGAAAAAUAAGCAACAGCAACAGCAGAUUAACAAGAAAGCGCUCGCUGUUCGUCGCACAAAGAACCCGAGAUUCGGGUUGACUAGAUCGAGGAGUCGUAACAACCUUUCUACGAUCCCCGUUAAAAAUUUUUCGUCCAACUCUCGAGUACUCAAGAAAACAAACAGCCUUCCGGAUUUGCGUAACCCCAAUUCGGUUCACAAUCGUCUGGGAUAUCAGAGUCUAAAUCAAGUUGCGUACAGAAAUCGCGUUAAGAGAGCUAAGAAAUUGUUACUUCAGCUUCAGAACAAACAGAAACGCGCCGACGAUCAGCUGGUGUAUCGCCCGGCAAAAGCACUGACAGCAUUACAACGACGCGCACUCGAGCGUCGCCAGCAACAACAACUCUUAUCAACGCAACAAAGGAUGUACAACGCCGGUGGACUUCGUUCUGAUCAAAUAUUACGCACUCAGCGGCGUGCUCAAUACGCCCAGAAACUUAUGAGACAAAACGCUACUAGAAUGAAUCCAAACGUCAAUUUUAUGUGUACUCUUGGAGAUGAGUACAGCAUGAACCGCCAGAUGACUUUUAACCCAGCUCCGCCUCGUAAUUUGGCAAAUAUGCGUCAUAUGUCUCGAGAACGAUCACCUUUCAGACCCACUAUGCAGAACUCCCUUCCAAGACCACAAUUCAUAAGAUCACGAAGUCGUUCACGGUCUCGCUCACGCAGCCGUGCCCAAAAUGUGGCGUCAAUACCAGCAAAUCCUGAUGACCGUACCUUCAGCCAAGUUAUGUACAGUGUUUCCAACAAUCUUGGAGUUACUGGCAGAACUCUCAACGACAGAUUUAGCUUCUAA